CAUAGCCUCGAAGAAAUGCACUUUCUUUCAUGGCUGUGCAAGCCAAUCCUAGAGCGGCAAACUCUACCGCACACUCUGCAGCAGAAGUCUCCGACUGGUGGAUUGUUGUCGGUUUGUGUGAGCAGUCGGACGAAAUCCGUCGUGUCGGAAUCAAGGGAGAGUGAUUCUUCCACCAGUCCUUUGGCAAUAGACAGAUGGACAAACAACAUCACAUAUCGCCAGCUGGUCGUGUCUUCGUGUAUCGGCAUCGUUCAGCUGUGGUGGCAUCCUUAUGUUCAUGAUAUGCACAAAUUACUGCCUUUCCUGUUUCUAUACAAUGUGUUCAGUGUGCUAAUUGGAUACCCGCUGUUUUACUUGGAACUCGCCUUGGGUGUGGUCACGAAGAAAGGCGUCUUGAACUGCUGGGAUCUGUCGCCUAUGGCCAGAGGGCUAGGCUUCUCAAUGCUAGUGACAUGCAUGUACACGGCUCUUGCGGUAGGCACGGUAGCCACAUGGUGCUUGGCACUGCUGGUGCACUCUUUCCAUGCUUUCUUGCCGUGGCUGCACUGCGCCGCCAGUGCGCAGCCCGCCUGCGCCGCCAGGCAUCGACCCAUGCCGCCAGCUAGCGAGACGCCUGCGCAGUCAUUCUUCUUUAACUUCGUGCUACGUCUUAAGCGGGAUGGGCUGGACACGGGCACUGGUACUUUUGUACCUGAGCUGUGCGUCUACUACAUCAUCUGCUGGUUGUUGAUCUACGGCAUCGCUAUCAAGAGGAUUUAUAGCUACUCUAAGAUGGUGUUGUUCAAAGACGUGAUGGCAUACUUCAUCCUGAUAUGCUGCGCAUUGGGGGCGCUGCGUCUGGACGGAGCCUCGAGAAUGUUUCAAGACGCCGACUGGAGUUGCUUGUUAAACGAUUUUCAGAUAUGGCGAGAAGCGAUAGAACACGCGUUGCUAGAGAUGUCAAUAGCUCAAGGUACUCUAGUGAUGCUGGGCGCAUACUGUCCAAAGCAACAGCACAUGCUGGCCCGCACCGCCCUCGUAUCGUUUGCGGCUUCCAAAACUUCGAGCAUGUCAGCAGCCCUGACUCUUGGUGCCGCUCAUGGGGCGCUCAUAAAGGAUUAUGAGAAUGCGACGAAUAUUCAGAAUGGGUCGGCAGCCUCCAUAAUCCUGUGGGCAGACUACGUGGCGAGGAUCCCCGGCAGCCAGUUCUGGUCGGCGCUGAUCUUCUUCACGCUCUUCGUGUUGUCACUGUCCUCGGCGGCACUUUUGGUGCAGACUAUAAUGUCGACGUUCAAGGGGCGUUCCAUUCGGAAGAUUGCGUGGGCAUUCCUCAUCCUCAUAUGUGCGCUGUUCUGUUUAAUUGGAGUCAUCACAGUGUGUACGCAGGGCGGCCUUCACAUCCUAAACUUCCUUAUGAAAUGGCCGGUGACUAAACCACGGGUGCUGAUCGCGGCUAUUGGAGCGUUUGUGGUCACGUUCGCAUACGGACAGACCACGUUCUGUGAGGACGUGUACUUCGCAGUUGGAGAGUAUCCUUGCGUGUUCCUGAGGAUAUGCUGGGCUAUCUCACCGGGGCUGUUGUUGUGCGUAUUUCUCCUGGGCAUGGGCUUGUGGCCGCCGGCGGACGCGGUGGCGGGUUGGGUGCUCGUGGUGAUUUCCACUAUGCCCAUCUUCGCUAUCAUGGUCCUCUACCUCAUCUUCAAGUUUAGAGUUCGGAAUAUCGUGGGCACGGAAAAGUGACAUCACUAUUUUAUAUGUUGUAUACAUAGGUAUUAUUAUUGUUUAAUAAAAUGAUUUCGUCUGGUCAA
This is a messenger RNA of Pectinophora gossypiella (pink bollworm), 1787 nucleotides long. Its product is annotated as sodium- and chloride-dependent glycine transporter 2-like. The record is from RefSeq and is a predicted model, not a curated record. Gene Ontology annotation, cellular component: membrane. Gene Ontology annotation, biological process: sodium ion transmembrane transport. The transcript is spliced from 12 exons. NCBI's taxonomy places the organism in Eukaryota, Metazoa, Arthropoda, Insecta, Lepidoptera, Gelechiidae. Bases 16 to 1719 code for a protein of 567 amino acids.